This is a messenger RNA of Xenopus laevis (African clawed frog), 1684 nucleotides long. It is a transcript of the gene crtam.L, whose product is annotated as cytotoxic and regulatory T cell molecule L homeolog. Gene Ontology annotation, cellular component: plasma membrane. Lineage: Eukaryota; Metazoa; Chordata; Amphibia; Anura; Pipidae. Gene Ontology annotation, biological process: positive regulation of natural killer cell mediated cytotoxicity directed against tumor cell target; detection of tumor cell; cell recognition. The coding region runs from base 194 to 1519 and encodes 441 amino acids. The transcript has 13 exons. The record is from RefSeq and is a predicted model, not a curated record. Gene Ontology annotation, molecular function: signaling receptor binding.
CCACGUAUGGUCAAAACCACACACUUUCACACAGUGGAAAUAACUAUACACACUAGUUCACUAACACACUAAUGUAAUUGGUCUCAGAAUACUUCCUUACUCCCCCUUAAAGCUCUUCAGUGUGAAAGUGCUUUCACUCUAGAGGAAAUACAGUAAACCCAAGUAAUACAGCAGUGUGUCGCACAAAAUCCUCAUGAUUGUAAUUGGAUUUCUUUGCAUCCUUUUUAUUUUCCCUCUAAAAGCGGAAUUUCAUACCACACAUGUAUAUGUGGAGGAAGGAAAGGCAGUGACUUUAAAAUGUGUGUUUCCUGAUGAUGACGAGUCUCCCCUGCAGUGGUUGACUUCAAGGGGCUUUGUUGCUUUUUUUAACAAUCAGAAAGUAUUAAAAGACAGAAGAUAUGGGCUAGUUCACUAUUCAAAGAAUGAGCUUAUUAUCCGCCUAUCAAAUAUAACAAUGCAAGAUGAGGGCAUUUAUACAUGUUUGUUCUAUAGCUCUCCAUUGCAGAACAAGACUGUCAAUAUCACUGUAUUAGGUAUUCCAUCUAAGCCUGUGGUGGGUUUCUAUCGAAUUGCUGGAAAAAGUCCAGAAAAUCAUAUCAUCCUAAACUGUUCCACCUCUGGAAGUAAACCUCCUCCUAAAAUAUCCUGGUUGAUUGAUGACAGCAUGGAAGUGUUUGGUAAAACUAAACACAGAUGUGAAAGUAAUGGGAAAACAUGUAAUACCACCAGUACUUUACGGAUCAAAUCUUUUAAAAGCAGUGCAACAGUGAAAUGUAUAGUAAGGCACAAAGCGCUACGAGAUGGGAAUCUUACCACGUCUUUCAUUUUCCAGAAUCUAUCACACACAAGAGAAGCAGAAGUCACUUCAAGGAACUUAAUUGCCUCUCAGUUUCCUUUUCCUAUAACUGCGACUGGGAAUACAGCAAUAAAUGAAGAGCAAACAAGAACCAGAGAUGAUAAAAUCAGUACAGCCAUUUAUACUACGAGAGAGAAUGCAUCAUUGUCUCCAUUCUUCAAUCAAAAUACAUCUAAUACUGUGGAAACAACUGCCAGUUAUAAUGAAACCAGUCACAAUUCUUCUAUCACAUAUGCAACAUCCACUUCAUUGCAGUUCACAGAUGGAAAUACAGCAAAACAUGAUAAGAAAACAACAACCAAUUAUACUACAAAAGAGCAAAAUUUUUCCAGUUCUUACAUGGAAACAACAACCAGUUAUAAUAAAGCCAGCAAUCAACCUUUUACAUCAGAUUUUGAAGUUUCUGCAAGGACAUCAAAUGCUGUUCUUAUCUGGGUUUCAGUCACCCUUAUGAUUUCGUUUUUGAUGAUCAUAGUCAAUCUUUUUUUCCUGAAACUGAAAAAGGCACAUGCCGAUUGGAAGAAAGAAAAUGAAACAUCUGACCAGACAUUGGAAAGCACAAAAUCUAGAUCAAACAAUGAAGAUGCUACAAACCAACAGAGAAAUGGCCAUGUUGGUAAACAAGGAUCUAUAAUUCAGUACAACAAGGAACCAAGUGUUUAAUGAUGAAACGUUACCCGUUAAUGGAAACGUUAAUCGCUUCGACUGUGAACAUGGCAAACAUUUACACCACUGUUUGGAUAACUUUAUUCAAAUGUGAUUUUGUAUAUAGUGAUGUACAGUUACUGUAGAUAUCUUAUAGAUUUUAAUAAACUUUUUCUUAUUAAA